Messenger RNA from Cylicostephanus goldi, 438 nucleotides. The record is from the annotation of a GenBank genome assembly. Lineage: Eukaryota; Metazoa; Nematoda; Chromadorea; Rhabditida; Strongylidae.
CUCAUUAUGAGCCUAGCCUCACUGCUAUGCGGCCGGGUGAUACGAUUGUUUCAUUCGAUACUCGGUUUGUUCAAAAGGGCCAUGUGUUUCAUGCGAAAACGUGAGAACAUCGGUGAAUUGCCGUUUACUGUUGUUGUACGCCAUUCCGCUCCUGAGGAUCCAUAUCCGAGCGCAGUGACGUCGACAGGAUGGGAUGAACAUUGGGACGAAAAGCAAGCUGUCGAAGAUAAAAUAGAAGAGUGGAGGCGAAAAAAGACCGAAACGAAUCAGUCGUCGCCGACCGGCGAAGAUAUUGAUUUCUUCAAUGAUAUGCAGCCUGAAAUAAAGAAACCGAAGAAGGUGGUCUUGAGACCAAAAAUGCCCGGCCGCAAUUCUCAAGAAAAUAGGAAUCUUUUUGGAUACACGGACGAUUCACAUGUGGAUGUGGUAAGUACUUGA